Molecule: messenger RNA, 2099 nt
Organism: Cynara cardunculus var. scolymus (artichoke)
Lineage: Eukaryota; Viridiplantae; Streptophyta; Magnoliopsida; Asterales; Asteraceae
Product: pentatricopeptide repeat-containing protein At2g22410, mitochondrial-like
Exons: 2
Coding region: 206-1918 (570 amino acids)
Biological process (GO): RNA modification
Molecular function (GO): protein binding; RNA binding
Source: RefSeq, a predicted model, not a curated record
AACCUACAUGAGAUGUGGUUUGUUUGUCCGACCUCCCUCCCCUUUCUUCUUUUGAGAGAGAGACAGAAACUUGAGAACCUUAUCUUCAGACUCUUCCAUUCAUCAAUCAUCGUGUCACUAUUCAACUAAUAAUAUUGAGAUUCUUUUUUAAUUUGAGGAAGACAUAUAUUCAAUUAUUCAAAGAUCCCUGAUUAAUCGUGGGUUGAUGGAGAAGUUGGUUUUUGUUAGAGAGCUUCACGCUCGAUUGAUUAAAACUAACCGCCACACUGACCCAUCGUCGAUAUUCGAUGUAAUUCGAUCGUACUCUCUUCGGCCGAGUCAUUUGCACACAACCCUUUUUGUAUUUGACCGAAUUGAAAGACCCACGUUGUCGAUUUGGAACAUUGUGAUCCGAUGCUAUUCGCAGAGCAAUCGUCCUAUUUUUGCACUCCAGCUGUUCGAUGAAAUGCGCGACCGAGGAUUGAUGGGUAAUAACCUGACCUCAAUAUAUGUUUUAAAAGCUUGUGGUCGUGCUCAAGAUGCUGGUUUUGGAGGGAAAGUUCACGCUCUUUCGUUUAAGAUGGGGUUCAUAUCCUAUCUUUAUGUUUGUAACUCUCUUAUUCAUAUGUAUGCUUCAUGUGGGCAGUUGGAAUGUGCCAAGAGAGUGUUUGACGAAAUGCCUGAGAGAGACUUAGUUUCAUGGAAUUCAAUGAUUUGUGGAUAUAGUCAAUGUAGCAGAUCUAAGGAUGUUUUACGGCUUUUUGACCUUCUCCGAAAAGCAGAUUUGAUCCCUGAUUCAGUAACAAUGGUCAAGGUUAUAUUAGCAUGUAUCAACGUUGGCGACAAGAGUAUUGGAGAGUUUAUGGCCAAGUACAUAAAAGAGAAUAAUGUUGGAAUGGAUGUUUACCCUGGAAACACCUUAAUUGAUAUGUACGGAAAGCAUGGUUCAAUGGGGUUGGCACGUGAAGUAUUUGAUCAAAUGGAGGAACGGAAUGUUGUUUCUUGGAAUGCCAUGAUCUCUGGUUAUGCAAAAGCAGGGGACUUGACUGAGGCAAGGAAACUAUUUGAUCAAAUGCCGAAAAGGGAUGUCAUUUCUUGGACUACUAUAAUCACUGGUUACUCUCGAGGUGAUCAGUUCUCUGACGCAGUGAGUCUCUUUCUGGACAUGAUGAAAACUAAUGUUAAGCCUGAUGAAAUCACGGUUGCUAGUGUGCUCUCUGCUUGUGCUCAUCUAGGAUCACUCGAUAUGGGCAAAGCCAUACAUGACUAUAUCCGUAAGAACAACAUAAAAGAGGAUGUAUACAUUGGGAAUUCUUUGAUAGAUAUGUAUUGCAAAUGUGGUUCAACGGAGAAGGCACUGCAAGUGUUUCAAGAGAUGGAAACGAAGGAUUCAGUUUCCUGGACCUCUGUCAUUUCAGGACUUGCUGUGAACGGAAAUGCAAUUUAUGCCCUUGAACUCUUCUCCAAGAUGUUAAUGGAUAACAUUCAGCCAACGCAUGGAACGUUUGUAGGGAUAUUACUUGCUUGUGCUCAUGCUGGUGUGGUAGAUAAAGGUUUGGAAUAUUUUGAGAGCAUGAAAAGGGAUUACGGAUUGCAGCCAGAAAUGAAACAUUAUGGAUGUGUAGUUGACCUUUUGAGCCGAUCGGGCAAUCUUGAGAGAGCAUAUGAGUUUAUGCUACAAAUGCCGAUAGCUCCAGAUGUUAUAAUAUGGAGAAUGUUACUGGGUGCCUGUAAGCUUCAAGGAAACAUGGUCUUAUCCAAAAUUGCGACCAACAGGCUUCUUGAAAUGGAUCCUUCUAAUAGUGGGAAUUAUAUUCUCUCAUCAAACAUUUUUGCUGGUGCAGAGAGAUGGGACGAUGCAAUGAAAAUGCGAAAGAUGUUGAAAGAUGGUGAUGUGGUAAAACCAUCUGGCUGGAGUUCUCUGCAAGCAAAGAGCUAAUCAAUCAAAGGUUGUUUGCAUCCAUCUUUAAGUGCACUAAGAUACAAGAAGUGUGACGACUGCAACUCGAGGUGAAGAUUGGUGGAGAUUUAUGAACCUGGAUGUUCGUGGAGACUUGAAUGAUGGCAUCUGCACCUAGGUGCUUUGCAAAUGAUAGUCGGGAAUCAUCCACAUCAGCAAC